Messenger RNA from Cephus cinctus (wheat stem sawfly), 1990 nucleotides. RefSeq lists its product as uncharacterized. Gene Ontology annotation, cellular component: extracellular matrix. The transcript has 3 exons. Lineage: Eukaryota; Metazoa; Arthropoda; Insecta; Hymenoptera; Cephidae. The coding region runs from base 234 to 1622 and encodes 462 amino acids. The record is from RefSeq and is a predicted model, not a curated record.
CAGAGCCGGUGCACGCACCACACUCUCAGUUUCUAUUCGUAACGAUCCGUUCCAAACCGUUAAGACCCGAUCCGGUCUUCGUUACAACUGCAAAUAACUUGUGCAAGGGAACCAAUAAGCUUCUUCGACAGCGAGGACCCCCCCACCAAACUUAAUGCCCGCGUACAUAAAGGCAGAACAGGGCUCGUAACUCGUGAAACGUUAUCCACGUGGCUUUCUACGAUAGGAGUGCAAUGUUGUUUCCCAAUAUUCUGUUUCUCGGACUACUUUGCAGUUUCUCAAGAGGUCACGUUUCAAUCCUUCCAAUACCGAAAGACUUUGUGGGACAUGGCACACAAUACAGAUUCCAGUAUUUUGUACGGGACGAGCUCGGUGAUUAUAAAACCCAAGAAGAAGCCGGUGAUGGGGACAGCGUUCGUGGUAGUUAUGCAGUAGAAGAACCAGAUGGAGAUCUAAGGAUUGUCCAGUACACUACUGAUUUGGGAAGAGGAUUUAAAGCUCAUAUAAAAGUUGACCGCGUCGGCAGGUCAGCAUCUAAACUUCAAGAAAUUGACAUUCCUGCUUCGGAAAUAAAAAAGCUCAUUGCUGACAACCGAAAGAAAGUUCAAGAAGAGCCAGAAAAGCCUAAGUCUAAAGGAUAUGUUCUAGGACCUCCGAAAACUAUGUCAGAUAUUAUCAUGGAGCAGGCAGCUGCCAUAAGAGAAAUUAUUUCUAAGGAAAUUGAGACUGAACAAAAGGAAGAGCAACUUGAAAGCGAAAACACCCUCUCUGAGAUAAAUAAAAAGAAUGCUAAUCCGGUCACAGACUGUUCUCACUUACAAAUCGAACCCAGUAAACUGUUUGAUAUGGAACAGGAAAGUCAGAGCACUCUGGAAACUGUACAGGAUGAAAGCACUGAAAAAUUCAACACAGAAAUUGUUGAGAAAAUUGUUACAAAAAACAUUGAGAGUACCAUCAUAAGCACAGAAGAGAACAAAUCCUCAAAGAAUAAAAAUACCACAUCCAGUGAUUUCAAUUUUGAAAAUGUAGAAGAAAACACCAUGUCCCAAGAUUCAGAGUUCACGUCUACAUUUCUACCAGAGUUAACCGAAACAGGAAGUCCCCAAACGAAAGAUCUUAUGACUGCAAAAUCCGUAGAUUUUUCGUCAAUGUUGUAUGUACAUGAUGCCGAGGAACGUGAAAAAUCAAAUUUGCAGAGUCUCACGUCACAGCAACAAUCCGGCAGAGAAAUAUUACUCAUGACUCCAAGUCCUGCGUUAGCUGGACCAUUGCUAGGUGGUCCAGCCAGGAAUGUCAAUUCAAGGAACAGAAUAAUGCUUUAUAAACCAGCGGAACGCAAACUAAACCAUAUAAUAAAUCCUAGUUUUUCACAAGACAUAGUGAGGGGACCAAAGAAUCAAAAAGAGCUAAGCAUUCUAAGAGUAAUGAAUUUGAAUAAAAAUUAUCACGGAAAAAAUCACGAAGAAAGAAGUUUAAGGAGCGAUAAAGACGAGGAUCGAAUAGUGCUUUACUCGCCGCUUCAACAAAGCGAUCAGCAAUCGCACCGUAAGGCUAGAUACUUCUCAGUACCUUAUUCUGUAAUAAGGCCAUACAUUAUGACGAUGGACGAAGAAACUUCAUGAUAAUUAGAACGCGGAAUGAAUGUUGAAUUAAAAAUGUUAAUUGAAAUUGUGAAAAUAUGUAAUGCGUGAGCUUAGUAUGUGGAGUAUGUGCUAUUAGACUGAUUAAUGUUUAGGAUUAGAGAAGAUAUUUUAACACUGGUGACGGUUUUGGUACAUGGGUCGGUGCUAAGUGCAAUUUCGUUAUUUUGCAAAAUAAAUCUGUUAACUGCAAGCAACCGGGAUGUUUCGGCCCUAAACGAAUAGGCCCGAACCCAUGGUACCUUGAAGGUAUUGACAUCCUCUUAAAAUGUGUAGUCUAUGUUCACGACUAACAUUAUGUAGCGUUCAUUGUAUGUAUUAUAAAUAGUAUAUUUCUUAAACAUUAUAAA